AUGUCAGGCAAGAGCAACAGUCAACUGCUGCACCUCGGUCACCAGGCGGUGCUGGAGAGUGAGGCCCGACCGGUGCCAGGCAGCCUCACCCAGGAUGCGGCCUUUGCCAAGCUGCGCAAGUACCACCAGGAGAAUGCCGCCAACCUCAACCUGGUGGACCUCUUUGCCAAGGAUUCAGGUCGCUUUGACAAGUACCAUCUCACGUUGGCCACCGACAACAAUGGCUUCUUGCUGUUUGACUACUCGAAAAACCUGAUCAACGAUCAAGUUCUUCAAGGUUUGCUGGAGCUGGCUCGCAAUCGUGGCGUCGAAAAGAUGCGCGACUCGAUGUUUGCCGGUGAAAAGAUCAACUUCACGGAGAAUCGUGCCGUCCUGCACAUUGCCCUGCGCAACCGAUCAAACCGUCCAAUUUUGGUUGACGGCGCCGACGUGAUGCCUGAGGUGAACCGUGUCCUGGCAAAGAUGGAGCAGUUCUCGAAGGAUCUGAUCAGCGGCACCUGGACUGGCUACACAGGCAAAAAGAUCACCGAUGUUGUCAACAUUGGCAUUGGCGGCUCUGACCUUGGCCCGGUCAUGGUGACCGAGGCACUGAAGCACUACCAAGUGGGCCCCAAUGUGCACUUUGUCUCCAACAUCGACGGCACCCACCUGGCGGAGACCGUCUCCAAGCUGAACCCCGAGACGACGCUCUUCAUCAUCGCCUCGAAGACCUUCACCACCCAGGAGACGAUCACCAACGCCGAGUCGGCCAAGGCCUGGUUUCUCAAGACGGCCAGCGACCAGUCCGCCGUGGCGAAGCACUUCGUCGCCCUGUCCACCAACAAGGAGAAGGUGACCGCCUUUGGCAUUGACCCCAACUCGAUGUUCGAGUUCUGGGACUGGGUGGGCGGGCGUUACUCGCUCUGGUCGGCCAUCGGUCUCUCCAUCAGCGUGCACAUUGGCUUCGAUAACUACCGCCAGCUGCUGGAGGGUGCCCACUACAUGGAUGAGCACUUUCGCCGCACGCCGCUGGAGAAGAACCUGCCCGUGCUGAUGGGCCUGCUCGGCGUCUGGUACAUCAACUUCUACGGCGCCGAGACGCAGGCCAUUCUGCCGUACGACCAGUACCUGCACCGAUUCGCCGCCUACUUUCAGCAGGGCGACAUGGAGUCCAACGGCAAGUACGUGACUCGAAGCGGACAGACGGUCAACUACUCGACCGGACCGAUCGUCUGGGGCGAGCCGGGCACCAAUGGUCAGCACGCCUUCUACCAGCUGAUCCACCAGGGCACUCGCCUCAUUCCCUGCGACUUUAUCGCCCCGGCGAAGACGCUGAACCCCAUCAGCGGCGGUCUGCACCACACAAUUCUCCUGGCUAACUACCUUGCCCAGACGGAGGCGCUGAUGAAGGGCAAGAGCAGUGCUCAGGCGGAGGGAGAGCUCCGCCAACAGGGCAAAACCGAGGAGCAGAUUGCCAAGAUUCUGCCGCAUAAGGUCUUUGAGGGAAACCGGCCGACUAACUCCUUCCUCGUGGACACCUUCACGCCCUUCAACCUGGGUGCGCUCAUCGUCGCCUACGAGCACAAGAUCUUCGUGCAGGGCGUCAUCUGGGACAUCAACUCCUACGAUCAGUGGGGCGUCGAACUGGGCAAGGAGCUGGCCAAGGCCAUCGAGAAGGACCUCAAACAGGAGGGCACCGUCCAGUCGCAUGAUAGCUCCACCAAUGCUCUGAUCAAUCUCAUCAAAAGUCUCAAGUAA
Messenger RNA from Rhagoletis zephyria (snowberry fruit fly), 1737 nucleotides. Lineage: Eukaryota; Metazoa; Arthropoda; Insecta; Diptera; Tephritidae. The record is from RefSeq and is a predicted model, not a curated record.